Molecule: messenger RNA, 1014 nt
Organism: Medicago truncatula (barrel medic)
Lineage: Eukaryota; Viridiplantae; Streptophyta; Magnoliopsida; Fabales; Fabaceae
Product: transmembrane emp24 domain-containing protein p24delta4
Exons: 4
Coding region: 179-814 (211 amino acids)
Source: RefSeq, a predicted model, not a curated record
AAUAAUGAAAUACAAAAAAAGAAAUUAAUAUGAGCGAAAGGGCUAUGGAGAAAUUAACGUUUUGAAUUAAAUUAUAGACAACACCUAGCUACCAAUCAACCAUACGCAACAGAUCCAAAUUCUGAAUUCUCUGUGAAUCUUCAACAUUGUCUGUGUUUGUUUAGAGAGAGAAAGGGCUAUGGAGAAAUUAACGUUUUCAAUUAUCUUCCUCUGCUUCUUCUUAAUCAAUCUUCCACCUUCCACAUUCGCUAUCUGGCUUACGUUACCCACCACCGGUACCAAAUGCGUCUCCGAAGAAAUCCAGAAUAACGUCGUCGUUUUGGCUGAUUAUGUCGUCGUUCCCGAUGAUCAUACCCGCAGCCCCACUCUCGCUGUCAAGGUAACAUCACCAUAUGGAAACAAUCUUCAUCACAAAGAGAACACAACACAUGGGAGUUUCGCAUUUACGACUCAAGAGACUGGGAACUACCUGGCAUGCUUUUGGGUAGAUGGGGGUAAUCAAGGAGGUCACGAGGUUAGUGUGAACCUUGACUGGAAAAUUGGAAUUGCAGCCAAGGAUUGGGACUCAGUUGCUAAGAAGGAGAAGAUUGAGGGAGUUGAGCUUGAGCUAAGAAAGCUAGAAGGAGCUGUAGAGGCCAUCCAUGAGAAUUUGCUCUAUCUGAAGGGAAGGGAAGCAGAGAUGAGGAUCGUGAGUGAAAGAACGAAUGGCAGAGUGGCAUGGUUUAGUAUUAUGUCGUUAGGUAUCUGCAUUGGAGUUUCAGCUUUACAAUUGUGGCAUUUGAAGAGAUUUUUCCAGAAGAAGAAGCUUAUAUAGUUAUGCAAGUGUUAAUUUAAUUUUACUAGUGAAACAACAAUCAUAAACUAAAGUUUUUUUUUUUGAGUCCUACUUACAAGCACCAGCCAGAUUUUUUUUUGUUACCAUACAGAGUUUCCAACUUUUCUUAUCUACUGAUGUUUAUUAUAAUGCAUUUUACCAUGAUCAUUUUGAUAAAUAUGGAGUAGUAUCUAUGAGAA